AUGUCAUUCGACCGCCUCUCAGCUCUCGAAGCGCAACCAACCAGACGACAGGACGAGUCACACUACCAGGAUGACCCUGAUUUCCAAAGAUUGACAGAGUCUCUGUCAAAUAGACUGUUUACUUUGACGUCCAAUAUCUCCCGCCUGUCAAACCAGAUUUCCCUCUUAGGCACCAAACGAGAUACCGAACGGGUCCGGGAAAGAGUACAUGAUUUACUCGAAGAGACGCGGGAGGGAUUUCGGGAAGUGGGCGAAGGUAUCAAGCAGGUUCAGAUGUGGGAUGAUGUCAAUCCCUCCCAAAAAUGGACGCAGCAAAAGCUUUCUUCCGAGUUUAAAUCUACCCUUGAGGAAUUCCAAUCUGUCCAGCGCCGCGCACUGGAGAAGCAAAGAGCCUCCGCAACAGCUGCACGCACCGCCCUGGAGGAAGAUGGCGGCGUGCCACACUCCCCAACUGAAGGCCAGUCUCUCCAACAGCUCCAAGAACAGCAACCCCGCCUUGCAUCCCAGGCCGAAGUCGACUUCCAGGAGUCUUUAAUUAUAGAACGCGAAGCAGAGAUCCGAAAUAUCGAACAGAGUGUUGGCGAACUUAAUGAGCUUUUCCGAGAUGUUGCCCACAUCGUCCACGAGCAAGGGGGACAACUGGACUUGAUUAGCGAAAACGUGGAGCGGACGAGAGAUGAUACCAGGGGAGCUGACUCUGAACUGAGGACCGCAAGCAGAUAUCAGAAGAAGGCGCGUAAUAAGGCUUGCUGCCUCCUGUUGAUAUUGGCUGUUGUUCUAGUCAUCAUUGUUCUGGCUGCCACCCUGGCUUGA
Messenger RNA from Paracoccidioides brasiliensis Pb18, 813 nucleotides. RefSeq names its product SNAP receptor PEP12. Gene Ontology annotation, cellular component: endomembrane system; membrane; SNARE complex. Gene Ontology annotation, molecular function: SNAP receptor activity; SNARE binding. Bases 1 to 813 code for a protein of 270 amino acids. The transcript is spliced from 2 exons. The record is from RefSeq and is a predicted model, not a curated record. Gene Ontology annotation, biological process: intracellular protein transport; vesicle fusion; Golgi to vacuole transport.